Messenger RNA from Eucalyptus grandis, 1273 nucleotides. Its product is annotated as heat stress transcription factor B-2b. Gene Ontology annotation, biological process: regulation of transcription by RNA polymerase II. The transcript is spliced from 2 exons. Gene Ontology annotation, molecular function: RNA polymerase II cis-regulatory region sequence-specific DNA binding; DNA-binding transcription factor activity. The record is from RefSeq and is a predicted model, not a curated record. The coding region runs from base 115 to 1107 and encodes 330 amino acids. Gene Ontology annotation, cellular component: nucleus. Lineage: Eukaryota; Viridiplantae; Streptophyta; Magnoliopsida; Myrtales; Myrtaceae.
CACUUCUGUCCGCCCCCCCAGUCCAUUUUUAUCCAUUCCUGCUUCUCUCUCUCUCUCUACCCUCAUUAUUCAACGAACCUUCCAGAGACCCAUUCCGUCCGAGAGCGACCUCCGAUGGCUCCGCCGCCGCCGCCGCCCCUCGAGCAGCGCGGCGACUCCCCGGCCGGCGAGCCGCAGCGGUCCACGCCGACGCCCUUCCUCACGAAGACCUACCAGCUCGUCGACGACCCAGCCGUCGACGACGUCAUCUCCUGGAACGACGACGGAUCCGCCUUCGUGGUGUGGAACCCCACCGUCUUCGCGCGCGAUCUGCUCCCCAAGUAUUUCAAGCACAACAACUUCUCCAGCUUCGUCAGGCAGCUCAACACCUACGGAUUUCGGAAACUCGUGCCCGAUCGGUGGGAGUUCUCCAACGAUUGCUUCCGCAGGGGCGAGAAGCGGCUCCUGUGCGAAAUCCAGCGCCGGAAGGUCUCCCCCUCGCCGACGGCCGCGGCGGUGGCGGUCGUCCCGGAUUCCGUGGCGACCCUGCCUACGGCGAUCCCGACGGCGAUGCCGGUGAUUUCGCCCUCGAGCUCGGGAGAUGAGCAAGUGAUGUCGUCGCAGCACUCCUCGCCGCCGUCCGCCUGCGGCCAGAACUGCACGGCCGAGAUCAUGGACGAGAACGAGCGGCUGAGGAAAGAGAACGCGUUCCUCAGCCGCGAGCUGACGCAGAUGAAGAGCCUGUGCAACAACAUCCUGUCCCUGAUGUCGGGCUACGCCCCGAACGGGCGGCCGCAGGAGGCCAGUUCCCGCCCGGUGGCGAGGGCGCUCGACUUGAUGCCAGUGAAGCGGCCGACGGGCGGCGGCGGCGGCGGCGGCGGCGGCGACGGCGACGACGAAGAGGAGGAGGAGGAGGAAGACGAGGAAGAGGAUGGAGAGGGGAGCCCGAAGCUGUUCGGCGUGGCGUUGGGGAUGAAGCGCGGGAGGGAAAUCAGAGAAGGGGAGGUGGCGGUGAUGUCGGGGUCCGACGCCAUGCUGCGGCUGCAGCAACCCGGUUCCGGCGGCGUGAAAUUCGAGCCGUCGGAUGGGGAUCAGAGGGCGAUCUCCUUCCCCUCCGGGAUAGCUUAGUUACUGUAGAAGUAUGAUUAAUUAUCGGCGUAAGAACACAGAAUGUGUGAAAGCCAAGAAGAGAAUAUCCCCCCAAUGUUCGUUAGCGGUUAGCGGUUAGCUCUGUAAUGUAUCUUGUGUACUACUCUGCAUGAAUCAACUUCAGCAAUUUUUCUAUGAUUACUCA